Molecule: messenger RNA, 4407 nt
Organism: Rhodofomes roseus
Lineage: Eukaryota; Fungi; Basidiomycota; Agaricomycetes; Polyporales; Fomitopsidaceae
Exons: 6
Coding region: 203-3907 (1234 amino acids)
Biological process (GO): protein phosphorylation
Molecular function (GO): protein kinase activity; ATP binding
Source: RefSeq, a predicted model, not a curated record
CUGGCCUCACUCUAAUAUCCAACUACCGCCCACCCGAGUACGUACAAUCCCCCCUCCCCCCUUCGCUCCUUUCUCUCCCCGCUGUUGACGACCUCGACGACGACCCGCCCGAAGGCCCUGACGACGGCGACCCCGCAAACACCGCCUGCCGCACACUUUAGCCCACAAUAGUGUCACCCAUUGCUAUUUUCCGCUAGCUGCUAUGUUUGCUUCGACCCCAAGCUCCGACUACGUCUCUUUCAGGCCUAUAAGACGCGACCCUAGCGCAUCCCCGUCUUGUCGCUACAACUUCAGCACUCCCCCACGCUUUGCAGUAGAAUCCUUGGUCCGCGACUCGCCCAUGCUCACGCCUUCGCCGCUGCGCCGCCACGCGCCGCCAUCCGCAGAACCGAUGGACAUGGACGACAUCUUCCAAUCUCCUGCUGCAAGGCCGUCUUCCUACACUCACCACCCUCCCGCGCGACCAUCGCGAUCCCACAGCCAUACCGACGACAUGGACGACGACUUCGACAACUCGCACCUCGCGCCGUCCUCGUCCUUUUCUAUUUCGCGUAAUAUGGCGCCACCAACCUCUCCCUACACCCUCCUCACUCCUCUCCGCACCCCCGUCAAGUCCUCGCCGCGUUUUCCCGGGACGCCGGAUCGUCCUGCUCUCUCUGACAAGUACGUUAACACCCUGUCCUCUGCCUCUCAAGGCUUCGCCGCAGGUUCGAAGCGGAAGCCCACGCCCAACCAGUGCGUGACGCCACCCCGUCCCAGAGCUCGCACUCCGUUGCAGGUCGCGUCGGCCAAGGAACAGCCUGAAGGCGACUCCUCAUCAGUUCCGUUCGACCGUCUGGCGCCCCUCCCAGCUCCACGCUUCAGUUUCCGCACGCCACAGUCGAACACCGAGACGGACCUGCAUCUCAAACGGCAAGCAGAGACAAUGACCAUGCUCAAGAUUUCUGACUUGCGGCAUUCAGACGACGAGAGCGGGUAUGACUCGAGCCCGGACAUCCGAGCGGUAAGGGACGACGGGCAGGCGCUGUUUGACGGGGGCUCUCUGGCGCGGACGCCCCUUCAUUCAGCUAAGGGGAAGGGCAAGGGCAAGUCACCUGCGCUCGAGAUGUUCAUUAGGACUGGGCAGAUGAACAACGAAGAGGUUGCAGAGGCCAUCUCGCCGGGCGGGCACGUCACGAAGCGGCGUGCGCGUUCCCGCCCGGUCUCCGCAGAGCUGCUAGAGUCGGCUCAGGGCGCUGCUCAUGCAGAGUUUGCAAAUCAGGUGCCAGUCGUUCCACCUCUAAGCGGACCGCGCAGCGCAAGCUCUGUUGCCUUUCCUCGCCGCCGGCGCGCGUCUACCAGCUCUACGAGCGAGUCUGAGUCUGGUUCGCCUGUCCCGCGCCUUCGCCUCACUCCAGGCGCUCUUCCCCGCAUUCGCACGCAGUCCCAGGCGCAUACAAGGGGCCCUCUCAGUCGUAUCACCAGUACGGGCUCAGCGACCCAAUUCUUCGGCCCCAGUAUUCCCAGUCCUAGGCCUGGCAAGAAGAAAUCGAAGAUGGGUUCUAUUGCAAGUCCUCGCCGCGGUACGAACCUCGCCGCUACGAAAGAGGCUUAUCCGGCGACGGAGCGCCCGAAGGCGUCCAACCGUCACAGUUACUGUGAAUCGCCUGCCAUGCCUUCUGCCUGGAUGUGGCACGAGCGUGCUGCUUCGUCGCCGGUCUCGUCUCCUAACUGCCGCAAGAGGGACGACUCGUCAGAGGACGAGGAGGACCGUUUCUUCAGCGGACCACCCGACACGUCCUUCAGCUUCAGUAUCGCUUCUGGGACGCCCAGCCCCAAGAAGAGACAAAAGCGCGAGGCUCCGCCUUCGCCGCUGCAGAAGAAGUUCAGGCCCCGCGAUUCUGGAAUCGCCCUCUAUUCUAGUGAUGAGGACUGCAGCGGGUUCCAUAUGCUUGGCGGCGACCCGUUCCUGUCGUCCAUGCCUCGCGCUUCGACCUCCGUCAGCACGGUCAAUUCAUCGGAGGGCGACGACCAUGCUCUCAUCACACCUGGCUUCGGGCCCAGCGCGUCGUCUGGCUGGCCCGGCACCGAAGUCAACAUCGUUCAGCCGGGCGAUGAUUCAGACGACAUGGGGGCUUUCAUCUACCGGACCCUCACCGCUGGUGCCAGCAAGUCCGCGCCUGGCCACAACUCGCCGAAGCGGGUGCCGGGUACCCCUCAGAAGAAGAUGAAGACCGCACACCUCGGCCAGCGUCCAUGGCAGAGCGCCGUCGCGUCAAAGAUCGGCUUCCCUGAGUUCGACGAGGACGGGCCGAAGGGCAAAGGGAAGGGCAAGGGCAAGCCGCGCAAAUCGCUGCCCGCCGCAUUCCCGGUCCUCGGCAAGGAGAACCGCGCGUCGAGCAAGGCACGCAUCGGGCAUCAUCUGGGGCGGGAGUCGGUGGACAUGGACACCGACAACGAGGACGAGCUGAGCCCAAGCACGACGCGCCAGAGCAAGUAUGAUGGCCUGGGGCUCGGGCGCCCGUCCGGCGUGCUCCCGGGCUUUACAAGAACGAGCGGUGAGAAGGGCAAGCCGAGCUGGCUGACCCGCAGGAGCAGCAGCGGUAACUUCUCAAGCGGCAGUGAGACGCCGGGCUCUGCCUCUGCGACGCCGACCCGACUUGGGGCGAGAGAAUGGACCUUGGCUCCUCCCAGGCUUCCGCAAGCGCCUACCACACCAAGCUCGACAGCCACUGCAACUGCAAACUCGCCUGAGGCUACUACCAGGCAGCUUCGUAGUGGGGUGUCUGCGGUCCCUCAGCCGACGCCGGUGCGCGCACCGCUGUUCACCCGUCCACAGACGCACGCCCAUCCCGCUCGCAUGCCCCAUGGUCACACUUCGCCUCUACGGCCCACCGCGCGGGGGCGCCUUUCCCUCGCAUCGGGCGAAGAGCAGCCGGGGCGAUUCGAUCGCGAUCUCAUCGAGGUCGACGAGGUUGGCAAGGGCGAAUUCGGACGGGUGAUGAAGGUGCGCUACAAGGACGGCGCCUUUGCUGGGCGUGGCAAGGGGGGCGAGCUGUACGCCGUCAAGAAAUCGAAGCGGUUCGAGGGCGCUAAGCAUCGGUUGCGACUUCGCGAGGAGGUGGACAUUCUGUCCAGCUUGUCUGCGCGCGGAGGCCAUCCCAGCGUCCUGACGUAUGUCGAUAGUUGGGAAGAAGACGAGACGCUGUAUAUGCAGACGGAGUUGUGCGCUCUCGGCAACCUCGCGCACUUCUUGCAGGCAUAUGGGCGGGCUUACCCGAAGCUCGAUGAAGGCCGUGUGUGGCGGAUCCUGGCAGAACUGAGUGUAGGCUUGUGCUUCAUUCACGAUGCUGGUGUCAUCCAUCUGGAUAUCAAGCCGGAAAACGUCUUCAUUGCGGGCUCAGGGCGGUUCAAAAUUGGCGACUUUGGCAUGGCGUCUGUGUGGCCACGUCCGCCGCCGCCGUCGGACACGAUCGUCAGCAACGCGUUCGAGCGCGAGGGUGACAAGCUCUACCUCGCGCCCGAGGUUCUUCAGGGUCGUUACGGAAAGGCGGCUGACGUCUUCAGCCUGGGUAUGACGAUCCUCGAGGCGGCGACCAACAUAGUCGUGCCUGGACAGGGCGAGUCAUGGCACCGACUUCGGCAAGAAGACUUCUCUCAGGUCGACAACGAACUUGAGUCCCUGACCGAGGAACUUCAAGCUCUGAUCUGUGGCAUGAUGCGCACGGACCCUGCCGUGCGUGUCGAGAUCGGUGCAGUCGCCUCACAUCCUGUCGUCUCGCGCGCACGGGCAGCGAUGGACGAUGUGCGAGCUGCCCAAGGGGAUGUGUUUGCUGCUAGCCCAUUGGGUGGCGGUGGCAGUCACUUCCUCGACGAAAUCCUCCUGCGUUCACGAUGGGCAGGAGACGCGAUGGACACUGGAUAUUGAAUACGCGGAGGUAAUGCGGGUCCCGCCGCUGGGACUUUGGUUGAUCGUUAUGCACUGUACUCUUCUCUUGAUUGACUUCACCGAUCAUCCCCUUUGACUGUUUUGGUUCAUUGAUUGGGCUUCGGUUGGUUCGGUUGGUCAUCUUCCUAUGGAUGUCCUCUUUCUAUACUCCUACGCUUAUGCGAGUUGGGUUCGCCUUGACUUCGAUCUUGAUUAUUCCAUUAUGUACUCUUUUUGUCUCCUUGCGCGUAUGGCCUCUUGUUCUAUCUUGCAUCAACACUCCGCACCCUCGUCACGACCCGCAACACCCCUCUUAUCCCCGGUAUCAUAUACCUCGCACACAUGUGCCGUCUUCCGGUCUCGUCGUACAUCUGCAUCCGGUUGCCCGCGUUUGGUUCAUUCCCAGUAUCUAGUUGCAAAUUGCUUCCUUGCAUGGCUGUUGACAGUGACACGAUAAUGUACGUAGCGUAACGAAAUAUCAUGUGCAUAUUUGCCCCGUA